Molecule: messenger RNA, 2132 nt
Organism: Sapajus apella (tufted capuchin)
Lineage: Eukaryota; Metazoa; Chordata; Mammalia; Primates; Cebidae
Exons: 2
Coding region: 1-633 (210 amino acids)
Source: RefSeq, a predicted model, not a curated record
AUGGCUAGCAGGGGCUCAGUGACAGAACCAGAGGAGCCAAGGGGGUCGUCACCUCCGCCCAGGGAGAGGGGAUGGGAGUGUAGGCCGGGAAGGGGGCGGGGCCCAGUUCCUACGGGUACUUGCCUGGCGGAAAGAAGAUACUCUUGCUUCUACUUAUACAGCCGAGGGAAGCACUUCCUCUAUCCUCUCCUCUCUCGGUUUCCGGGCGUGCUGCGCCUAACAGGCGCGGGAGACACAGCGGCAAACAGCGUCUUCUCCACCGCUCCCGCUGGCAGCACGGAGCAGCGGGCUGAUGUAAUGAAGGCGCAUGCGCAGCCCGCGUCCCGCGUCCAGUCGCACGUCUCACGUACCCAACCGAGAGGCGGGGCCGCAGGUCUUGCGGGCGCAGGCGCACUAAGCUGUGAGAAGCUCAGGGCGGAUGAGCUCCGUGAAAAAGGUGCACGGAGUAUUUGGUGUUGCGUCCUUUAUUUUAAUGCUAAACUUGAACUUCCUAAGUUUCUUCUUCCAUCCCUGUUUGUGAAGAAUCCUGGGAGUGUAUUUGAUUCUAAGAUUCAUUUCAGUGGUGAAAGACUGAUUUGCAGUUUCAUGCUUGUAGACCAAGAAUUGGCAGACCUGAGAUACGGUCUUUCCUAGAUGGAUUCUACCAACUUGAAAUAAGUCCCAGACCUCAAUAAAGCUAUUUUUUUCAUUCUAAAUUAUAAAUAAGAUUAUUUGUUCUGCUCUUUCAGUUGAUCAUCCUUAUGAGGUUCCAAUGACAUUAUGAUACUUGAUAUUAAUAAAUUAUAGAGCUCUGAAAAUGCCUGGCUUGAAGCUAGAAAACUGGAUCAGAUAAAACAAGGGACAAGAGCCAUUUUAACAUGACCAUGAUUAUUUAGCCUUGGAAAAAUAACUGGUUUGGUAGAAUUGACUGAUGGAUAGUCUUUUGGGUACAUUUAUUUAUUUUUCACCUCCAUUUCAGAGAAACCUUAGGUCAGCUCUACUGAAUGAAAUGGUUCAUGCACCUCAUUGGUGAGUUGAAUUACUAUCUUUCCAAUUAUAAUAAUAUGAAUGAAAUGGUUUGUAUGACAUAAAAUAGAAUUAUAGGCUCCUGAAAGGUGAAAAUCUUGUUUUAAUACUGUCUGCUUAGCAUGAGACCCUUAAAUAGUUGGGGCUGUAUAAAUUUUCUUGUUUUCAUCUUGCAUUUUAUUUUGAAAGACUUACUUUCCUGCCACACAAACCUAAUCAUUUCGUUACUCUGUAUAAAGCACUUUGGGAACCUCUCCCACCAUUGCUUCUUUCCAUGAAUACUGCCUCUUCCACCUGUGAGCUACAUGAGUCUAAAGUAUGACAGCUAUUUUAACAUUUUUACAGACAUUUCCAGAUACUUCUUAGAGCACUUAUAUUGUUAUUGACUGUAUUUCACUAAAUAAUGGGUAGUUUAAAAACUGCUAUUCCACCAGUAAAGGCAGAGACUGACUACCUUUUAUCUGUCUUUGUAUUCCUGGAACACAGCAUAACAAGUGACACGUAUAUUUUUAGUAUGCAAAAAUUAGUGGUUAUUAAUUUUUCUUUAAUUCAGAGUUUUUAACUUGCCUGUAACUGACAUCCUAAAAUUAGGAAAUCACAUUUUGUUUUAUAAUGUUACUAAAAAUUUAAAAAGAAGUUUACUCUUAAGGUACGUUUAUAUAAGCCUGUUUCAAUAUUUGAGAGCAAUUUAAAAUACAUCUUCUGCAGGAAAAGUUCUUAAACUGUUUUAAAAUAACACAUAAUGGCAAUUAGUUUUAUCAUGCAUGGUUUGGAAAGUGAACGUUACAAAAUAGGAAGCCAGAGCUCCAAUUAUAAAUAUCUAGUGAUAAAUGCAAUCAGUUAUUUAGAGAGAAUGUGCAAACCUCAGAUUGUGCAAAGAAAGGUUCCCAUGUGACCUCCACCAGCAAAGCUAAGUGGAUGACUGGGAGGAUCAGUUAGCUAAUAUAGACAAAAGGGUAAAAGGUAAAAGGGAAAGUGAGUGGGUUUUUUUGUUUUUGUUUUGUUUUGUUUUAAGGAACUUGUACUCACUUACUAUCUAAAUUUCCCAUGAUGGAAAAUACUUACUUGCAAUUGUCACAAAACAAUACAAAAUCUUCUGCUAAAUAAACAAAAUCCUAUCAACAGAA